Messenger RNA from Thamnophis elegans (Western terrestrial garter snake), 8094 nucleotides. RefSeq names its product collagen type VII alpha 1 chain (gene COL7A1). Gene Ontology annotation, molecular function: protein binding. The transcript has 97 exons. The record is from RefSeq and is a predicted model, not a curated record. Bases 1 to 8094 code for a protein of 2697 amino acids. Lineage: Eukaryota; Metazoa; Chordata; Lepidosauria; Squamata; Natricidae.
AUGGUCUGUAACUUGGAGUUUCUUCUGGACUCAGGACUCCUGCUCAAAGAGCAGGUAGCAAUCACAGCUAGGAGAGUCUUUGCACAACUCUGUGUUGUGCACCAGUUUGACCUAUUCUGGAUUGAGAGUCCCUAUGCUCAGGCAUUCAAUUCUCGGGUCCCCUCACAUCUGGACAACUGCAAUGCGCUCUACAUGGAACUGCCCUUGGAGAGCAUUUGGAAGCCUCAAAUGGUACAAAGUACAUUGGUGCAGGCAGUACUUGAGGCCUCCACGGUGGCCCAUAUUACACUACUCCUCCGUGAGCUGCACUGGCUGUCAAUUGGCCUCCAGGUGCAAUUCAAGGUGUUGGUUAUUACCUUUACCCUACAUGACAUGGGUACAGGUCACUUAAGAAACCAUCUCAUCCCAUUAGGAUUGGUGCACCCCAACCAUGCCAGCAGAGGAGGCAUGUUAGGUCCCAUUGGUAAAGGAUUUCUGGCUGGUGAGGUCCAGAGAAAUGGCCUUCGCUGCAUGGUUUCUGCCCUUUGGAAUAUUUUACCCCCUGAGACUCCCACCAUGAGAAGCAAAAUGUUGUUCCUCGCAGCACUCCAUGCGGUAUUCUUUGCUUCCAUACAAGUCAUGGCUCAAAAAAGGGAGAGAGUGGUCUGCACCAAUGUAUACCUGGCCGACAUUGCAUUCCUGAUAGAUGGAUCCUCUAGCAUUGGCAGGGGAAAUUUCCGCAUGAUCCGAUCCUUCAUGGAAGGCCUGGUUGUUCCUUUUAUCAAUGUGGUGGGUGUGAACGGGGUACGUUAUGCAGUUGUGCAGUACAGUGAUGACCCCAGGACUGAGUUCAAAUUCUCGGACUUUCUCAAUGGAACGGAAGUGAUACGGGCAGUCCAAGAGAUAGCCUUCAAGGGCGGGAAUACUCGCACAGGAGCAGGACUGCGUUACGUAGCAGAUAACCUAUUUGGGGCCAAUCAGCUCCGGCCUAACAUUCCAAAGAUCUGUAUUCUCAUUACUGAUGGAAAGUCUCAGGAUGAGGUUGAGCAGACGGCCUUAAAACUGAAGAAUCAAGGCAUUAAAGUCUUUGCAGUGGGUAUCAAAAAUGCAGACCGGAAGGAGCUUGACCGAGUGGCUUCCACACCCACGGAAGACUAUUCCUUCUAUGUUACUGAUUUCAAAAUCCUGGCAUCCCUCCUGCCACUGGUGUCACAGAAGGUGUGUGCCAGCACAGGAGGCAUCCUCCAGACAAUAGGUGCCUACAAUGGUCCUUCCAACCUGGUCUUCGUGGAACAAGGAAGAGACAUGCUAAGGAUCCGUUGGACAGCAGCUGGUGGCCCUGUAAUUGGAUAUAAAAUUCAGUAUGUACCUUUGACUGGCCUGGGGCAACAAGUCAUGUCAGAAAGGCAGGAGGUCAGUGUGGGAUCUGGUGAGACAAGCACUGUACUCCGUGGCUUGAAAAGUGGGACAGAUUACCUGGUCACUGUUAUAGCUCAGUAUGCCAACCGCAUUGGAGAAUCAGUUUCUGGCAAAGGACGGACACAGAUGCUGUCUGGCGUGACAAAUUUUCGGGUGUUAGAAACAGGACCAUUUUUCCUCAGACUAUCCUGGGCAGCUGAUCUGAAUGAAGCCCUACAAGGCUACCGGCUCACUUACGUAGCUAGAGGUGAAGCUGAAGCUGAAGAAGUGAAUCUUGAUGCCAGUUCUACUUCGUUCUUGCUCAGCAACCUUCGACCUAACACUGACUAUGUGAUAACAUUGUACCCCAUCUUCCCACAUCAUACAAUAGUGCCUGCUGUAGUUCAUAGCCGAACAAUGAAUUUGGCAGGAGUGCAACAACUAAGUUCCCAGAACAUCUCCUCCCAAGGGAUGCUGGUGAUGUGGAGGGGUGUGAGUGGAGUUACUGCAUACCGUGUUACCUGGGAACUCCUCUCAGGUCAGGGUCGUCAAACAGCUGAUGUGGAUGCUAGCAAGAAUUCCCAUUUGUUAACAGGACUGCAGCCUAACACUGAUUACCUAGUAUCUGUUGCUCCACUCUAUGGACAGGUAGAAGGUCCAAAGGCCUCCAUUAGGAGGAAAACAGAAAUAGCCCAGAUUCUUAGGACUAUUGCUGUUGACCCAACAUCAAUUAAGGUUGCCUGGAAUAUCAUCCCUAAUGCUCGGGGGUAUCGUCUGGAGUGGAGAAAAGCAACAGGAGCAGAUUCUCCCAAGACUGUCUCUCUUCCCACCAAUGAGAACAGCUACACUCUGAGUGGCCUGCAGCCCAGCACGGAAUAUCAUAUCACCCUCUACACUUUGUAUGAUGGAAAAGAAGUAGCAACCCCAGUUACUAUCUCAGAGACAGGGGUGGCACCUUCAGUGGGAACCGUCUCCAACUUGAGGAUUAUCGAGACCAUAGGAAACAGAGUCCGGCUAUCAUGGCUAGGAGUCCAAGGAGCCACAGGAUAUAAGAUCGUAGUACGCAAUAUGCAAGAUGGCACUGAGAGGGUUCGACAGAUCCCAGGGUCCCAGACCACAGAGGACUUAGUUGAUUUGACAGAGAAUGUCUCCUACGUGGUUCGUGUGUCAGCUCUUAUUGGCAACCGUGAGGGUAAUUCCGUGCCUCUCAACAUCCAAAUCCGACCACCAUUAGUGGGCAGUGUAUCAAAUCUGCGCAUGGUGCCAGUGGGACUGGGUCGCAUUCGGCUGCUGUGGACACCUGUUCCCAGGGCUACAGCUUAUAAACUGGUGAUUGUCAACACUCAGGAUCGCUCAGAGGAAACAAGAAGAAUUCCCGGAGACCAGAAUUUCUUUGAGUUGCAAGAUCUGAAGGAGGGUGUCACAUACUUAGUACAAAUAACAACACAGUUGGGCACCCAAGAAAGCAUUCCUGCCACCCUUACUUUCCAAGUUGAACGUUCAUCUGUAGGAAGCAUCAGCAACUUAGAGGCAACUCCAUCUGGGCCCAAUCAAUUGCGUGUUACCUGGAAUCGUGUUCCUGGGGCCACAGGCUAUAAAGUGACAUGGCGAUUGAGAAAGGGUCAAGAGAUCUCUCGAGUCCUACCAGCUGAUAUAAAUUCCUACACCAUUGAUGGUCUGAGGCCUGGAACUGUCUAUUUCAUUGAGGUUUCAGCCUUAGUUGGCAGCAGAGAAGGGAGCUCAGCUACCACCACAGCUACAACAGGCUUUGAUCCAGUGGGAACAGUCAGCAGCCUCAGAGUCCUUGAGUCCAGGGGAAAUGUGGUACGCAUCUCUUGGGUUGGUGUCCCAGGGGCUACAGCAUAUCGAGUGGUGUGGAGCCAGCGUAGUGGUGGACCUGAGAGCAGCAAACUGGUCUUGGGAAACAUUAAUUCCUUUGACUUAGAAAACCUGGAAGGAGGAGUCAGCUACACUGUAAAAGUCACAGCACUGAUUGGGAAUCGUGAAGGGAAUCCCGUGUCUAUUACUGUCACAACACCGGCAAUCCCAAUUCAACCGGUUGGAAACCUGCGUGUGAUUGACUCCUCACAAACCCGUAUUCGACUAGAAUGGAGCCCAGCACGGGGGAGCACAGGCUAUCGGCUCAUCUGGCGCCCUGCAGGUGGGCCUGAGAGGAGUCAGCUGUUGCCAGCCCAUAUUAAUACCUAUGUCAUUGAAGAUCUGCAGCCAGGAGGGCGCUACGACAUCCGCAUCACAAGUCUGAGUGGCAACCGGGAGAGCGAAGCUGUGGCCAUUGUUGCCACCACUGGUGGAGAAGAGGCACAACGAACAUUGCCUGCAUCAGAAACAUCACACCGAGUGUCUGGGUUGCAUCUGGGGGAGCAAUACACCUUUAUGAUUCGCCCACUCUUUGGGAGCAUCUCCGGUGCUGAGGUUUCUAUUUCUGGCCAGACAGUCUGUCCAGAUACCCAGCGUGAUGUCAUUUUUCUUGUACAUACAACUCGAGACAAAGCCUACAAUGCAGAGGCCGUGCAGAGCUUCCUCUCCAACAUUAUAUCCACUCUUCGUCCAGGUCCUGAAACUACCCGGGUGGGCAUUGCAAUGUACAGCUAUCGAGGCCUUCAUUUACUCCUGCUUAAUCGUUCCAAUGAUUUAGCAAGUCUCCUGCAGCACAUUCGCUCAUUGCGCUAUGAGGAGCGUAGUGGCAAUGCCAUAGGAGCAGGCAUUAAUUUUGUGAAGAACUACAUGCUGAGCCCAACUGCAGGGCGAAGGACUGGCGUCCCAGGAACAUUAGUGAUAUUGGCAGACGAGUCAUCCAGUGAUGAUGCCACUGGGCCGGCCAGGGAAAUCAAAGCUGCCGGAAUCCAGAUUCUAGCAGUGGGAAUGGAAGGAGCCAAUCGUGAACAACUGCGUCGCCUUGUGACCAGUGAAGAAUCACGUAACGUUUUCUUUGUGCGAGACUCAAACAGUCUGUCAGAGGUGGAAGCAGGACUUGCCAGCGCCCUCUGCGGACCAGAUGGGGGUGAGAAGGGUGAGCCAGGUGAGCCUGGACGCAAUGGGAUCCAAGGUCCUCCAGGUCCAAUGGGACCACGUGGCCCCCCAGGUGACACUAUUGAGAGGCGGGGUGAAAAAGGAGAGAGGGAGCAGAUGGUGCACCAGGGAAUCCUGGUCUUCCUGGUAGCCCAGGUUCUCCUGGUCAGCCGGGCAGCCCUGGCCUUCCUGGUCUCAGAGGAAACCAAGGCCCUCCUGGACCAGGUGAUGGGGGUGUGGUCAGAGGAGAACCUGGUGUUCCAGGUAUUCCCGGAGAACCUGGGCCCAGGGGACCCCCUGGAACUCCAGGACAAAAAGGUGAUAAGGGAGAUGGAGAAGAAGGUUUUCCUGGACUCCCUGGACGUACUGGAGACCCUGGAGAUCGGGGCCCCCGAGGACCUCCAGGUGAACCUGGGAUCAAGGGAGAACGUGGAUUGCCUGGUCCUGAAGGAGAGAAGGGAGAACAAGGUCCCUCAGGCCGUGCUGGUCCAUCUGGCAGAGAUGGCUUACAAGGACCACCUGGGCCUCGAGGAGAACAAUUCUUACUGCUAUGAAAUUGGCUCAGAUUUGGCAUCCAGCCUUACUGGAAUUAAAGGAGAUAAGGGAGAAAGAGGUCUUAUAGGACCUGAAGGUCCACCUGGACCUAGAGGAGAUGAUGGGGACAAAGGAGAACGUGGACCUCCUGGUCUUAGUGUCCCUGGCCCACCUGGUCCACCUGGAGAACAAGGAGAAAAUGGACUCACAGGACUGACUGGCAAAAUUGGCCCAAAGGGUGAUCCAGGAGAGCCAGGGGAGAGAGGAGAGUCAGGAAGAUCAGGUCCUGCAGGACCAACUGGCCCACGAGGAAAAGAGGGUGAAAGAGGUGACAAAGGAGAAGAAGGAAUCUCUGGUGAGCCAGGCCUACCUGGGAAACCUGGAGAUAAAGGUCCACGGGGUCCUCCAGGCAUCAGAGGCCUUCCUGGUGACAAGGGAGACCAGGGGGACCCAGGUGAAGAUGGGAGAAACGGCAGCCCUGGACCAUCAGGGUCAAAGGGUGAUCGAGGGAGUCCCGGAGAGCCGGGUCCUCCAGGCCAAGUUGUGAGUGCCAUAUUUUUGUUUCCAGGGGAGCCAGGAGAUCCUGGAGAGGAUGGCAUGAAAGGAACAAAAGGAGAAGUUGGUUUACCUGGCCUGCCAGGAGAACGGGGAAUUGAAGGUCUCAGAGGGGUCCCUGGAGUUCGUGGUGACCCUGGAGAUCGAGGCCCAGUAGGAGAGAAGGGUGAUCGGGGUCCUCCAGGCCUGGAUGGUCGGAAUGGCUUGGAUGGAAAACCAGGACAAAUAGGCCCUUUAGGCCAAAGAGGUGAUCCAGGAAAGCAGGGUGACCCUGGUCGAGAUGGCUUGCAAGGUCAGCGUGGAGAGCAAGGUCCUCCUGGAGCAAUUGGUCCACCGGGAUCUCCAGGACUGCCUGGCAAAACUGGUGAAGAUGGCAAACCUGGGCUGAAUGGGAAGAAUGGAGAAGAUGGGAUCCCAGGAGAGGAUGGGAGAAAGGGGGAGAAAGGUGAAUCUGGAACACCUGGCAAAGAAGGUCCUGAGGGUGUUAAAGGAGAGAGAGGAAACAGUGGGCCCCCAGGGCCUCCAGGGCCAUCAGGUGUUCCCGGCGUGCCUGGACAAAUUGGUCAACCAGGCCAGGGCUUGCCCGGCCUCCCUGGAUUAUCUGGCCCAAAGGGAGACAGAGGAGAGCCUGGAUUCAAAGGAGAACAGGGGAGAAAUGGUGAAACUGGGCCACGAGGCGAACCCGGGACAGCAUCAAAUGUUGAACGUGCCCUAGAAGCAAAUGGUAUUAAGAUUUCCCUACUCCGAGAGAUCACUGGUGCUUAUGAUGGCAGCUCAGAUCUGCUACCGCUUUUCCCUGACCGCCGGAGAGGACCGAAGGGUGAGAGAGGAGAUCCAGGAGAAAGGGGGCCACCAGGGAAGGAGGGUCUCAUAGGCUUCCCUGGGGAAAGAGGAGCAAAAGGAGAUAAAGGGAAUGAAGGACCACAAGGACCACCAGGACGUGCCAUUGGAGAGCAGGGGCCAAGAGGAACGCCUGGGCUGUCAGGGGAGCCUGGGAAACCUGGAAUUCCAGGGCUACCAGGCCGGGCAGGAGAACUUGGAGAAGCAGGGAGACCUGGAGAGAAAGGUGACAGGGGUGAGCAAGGUGCAAAAGGAGAACAGGGUAGAGAUGGCCCGUCAGGUCCUCCAGGCCCACCAGGACCCAAGGUAGAUUCGACAGUAGAAGGGAGCGUCUCUGGAUUUCCUGGGGAACGUGGACCUAUAGGACCCAAGGGAAGCAAGGGAGACCCAGGAGAAGAUGGUGUAAAGGGUUCCAGAGGCGAUAAGGGUGAAGAUGGUCAAAAAGGGGAGAGAGGUGAUGCUGGUGAAAAGGGCAGGGAUGGCACUCCAGGACUUCCUGGAGAGAGAGGCCUUCCUGGGUCAGAAGGGAAAGCGGGCUUGCCAGGUUUCCCUGGAGUUCUGGGCAGACCGGGAAAUCCAGGGGAUCCUGGAUCACCAGGCCCUCCUGGUCCUAUCGGCCCACCUGGUACUCAAGGCAUACCUGGAAUAAAGGGAGAUGUAGGAGAACCUGGGUCAAGCACACGAGGUAUGCCAGGCCCUCCAGGAACUGUGGGAUUCCCAGGACCACCAGGAUCUUCCGGGCCUGUGGGUCCACAGGGCCCUCCAGGGUUACCAGGACAAGUGGGUGAGCCAGGGAAGCCAGGUGUACCAGGAAGAGAUGGAGUGUCUGGAAAAGAAGGGGAGUCUGGAUCGCCCGGGAAAAUGGGUGUUCCAGGACCUUCAGGACCUGCUGGUCCUAAAGGGGAACCUGGAGAUGCUGGGUCCCCAGGACAGAGUAUAGUGGGGCCUCCUGGAGUAAAAGGUGAAAGGGGUGAACCAGGCGUUUUUGAUGAGGAAUUUCUGAAGAAGCCAGGUCUCAAGGGUGAUCGAGGCCUACCAGGUCCUCGUGGAGAGAAAGGUAAUCCUGGAAGUUUGGGGGUACCUGGAGAUCCUGGAGAAGAUGGAGCCAAAGGAUCACCUGGGAUCAAAGGAGAAAAGGGUUCAGUUGGAAUUGGCAUCCAGGGACCUCCUGGACAGGAUGGACCUCAAGGCUUAAAGGGAGAUCCUGGUUUACCUGGUCCCCCAGGCCCACCUGGUUCACGUGGUCCAGUUGGAACACCUGGCCAGUCUGGUCUGAGAGGAGAAAAUGGAAUGACUGGCCAACCUGGACCUCCAGGAGAGAGGGGUACUUCAGGCACUCCAGGAGUAAAGGGUGACAAGGGGGACAUAGGUAUUGGACAACCAGGACCUAGAGGAGAACGAGGAGAUCCAGGAACACGGGGUGAAGAUGGGCGCCCAGGUCUGGAGGGAGAUCGAGGGCCUGCUGGCCCUCCUGGAAACAGAGGGGAGAGAGGUGACAAAGGUGACAUAGGGCUUAUGGGGCUGAAAGGAGACAAAGGAGAUACUGUCAUUGUGGAAGGCCCAGCAGGUCUCCGAGGGAAUAAAGGAGAACCAGGAGAACGUGGCCUAAAAGGAAUGGAAGGGGAGAAGGGUGACAAAGGAGAUCAUGGAAUAAUUGGAGAAAAGGGAGUAAAGGGUGAACAAGGUGAAAAAGGAUCCACAGGCUUCCCUGGUGCACGAGGACCCAGUGGACAAAAGGAGAACCAGGAGAGCCGGUGA